Molecule: messenger RNA, 1366 nt
Organism: Oldenlandia corymbosa var. corymbosa
Lineage: Eukaryota; Viridiplantae; Streptophyta; Magnoliopsida; Gentianales; Rubiaceae
Source: the annotation of a GenBank genome assembly
UGUAAGGGACCAAAUCAGUCAAUGUUUCGAAAUAUCCAGUUUUUAGCAGUGACACCGUCCGAUUAGAUUCCUAAAUUUUUCCUUUAUUAUCGGCAGGAAGCGUAGUUUGAACUUUCCGUUGGUGGGGUAAGGUCAUCAAAAUUCAGAAAUCAAGCAAGGAUUUUUCGACGAUGAAGGAAUCAGUAUCAUUUUCAUCAGUCUAGCUAUAGUUCCGAAAAAGUAUCCAUUUAGAUUUUACUGCUUGUUAGCCGGGAACAACCGAUAAUGGUGGGGGGAACAUGGGGGAAACUGGCGGCGGCGGCGGGAGUAAUCAUUGGGCUGAGAGCUGUCGGGAAACAGCUGGGGAUUGUGGGAUUAGGGUGGGACAACGACGCUGCUCUUCAAUGGUUCCGGGACAUUUCUGAUCGGUUGGGGAUUUGGGCUAUGCCGGCCUAUAUUGGCGUCCACACUCUCACUUUAGCGCUGUGUCUGCCGUACGCGGUGUUUUUCGAGGCCGGCGCGUCGAUGCUUUUCGGAUUCGUCCCCGCCGUCUUAUGUGUCUUUUCUGCCAAGAUCUUGGGGGCUUCGCUUUCUUUCUGGAUCGGCAGGUUUUUAUUCAGGAUUUCUAGCUCAACUUCUGACUGGGCUCGCAAGAAUAAGUACUUCAAUCUGCUCUCCCACGGGGUUGCACAAGAUGGAUGGAAAUUUGUCCUUCUAGCCCGAUUCUCACCUAUCCCAUCAUAUGUCAUUAACUAUGCAUUGGCUGCAACAGAGGUACGGUUCCUUGUGGAUUUCCUGCUCCCGACAGUCAUUGGUUGUCUCCCCAUGAUACUUCAAAAUACAUCCAUUGGCAGUCUUGCCAGUGUUGCCGUAUCUUCUGCAUCAUCAUCGGGCUCGCCAUCCUCUGCCACCAAGAAAUCUCAAAUUUGGUCCUAUCUUCUCCCUUUGCUUGGGAUAGUUUCGAGCGUUCUCAUAUCUAUGAGGAUCAAAAAGUAUUCCAGUAAUAUCUUAGCUUCUGAAACUUCUUCUGCAUCCAAGGAUUCGGAUGGAAGUACCCGAAGGCCUUCUAAGAUCAAAAGCAAGUGAAUGGUUCAGGUUUCCAACAUUUCGUUUGAAUAUUAGAAUAAUAGGGUAGUCCUACUUCUUGUCUUAGCUCAUUUGGUUCGAUGAUGAUACAUGAUAGAUUCUUGUGUUCGUGAAAAUUUUGUUACCCAUGAACAUCAAGAAACCAUCAUCAUUUGUUGUGUUAAAGGUUCGAGUUGGUUUAGUUUCACGGAAAUGAAAUUACAGAAUCCAUCCUCUGAUUUAAUUUACCGUCUCUUGAACCUUUUAAGUAUACUUUUCCAAUGAAUAAAAUAACAAAAUAAUAUUGUUCUAUAAUCCUUGC